UUAAACACUAGGAGGUCGUCAGCAACAAAGACGAAAAUAGAAUGACAUACAUAUCGGAAGGAUGAUUUAACGACUAUAAAUGGGAGUGGUUAUCUACAAUGAAAUCCAAAGAAGUAAACCGCAGCGAUACUGCAUGUGGUCAAGUAAACCAAAACAUGAAAAUAAGUGCACUGGGUAUCUCAAAGUUUACAAAAUAGUUAAAAUAAUCAACGUACUGAGGGACUUCCGGUUUAUGCCUAGUGAACAGAGACCUUCGACGUCAGAAGAGUCAGGAUCGGUAGACAGUUCCUUGUAUUGACUUAUAUACAGUGUUGCUUUGGUGCAGGCUUACAUAUACAUACUUUUUAGCAUAUGAUUUUCAUCAGCAAAAUUAUAAUAAAGAUGAUGCACAGUAACUGUAGUGAACCUGAUUGCAGUUUAUGGUAUAGUCGUCACCAAUCACAGUCUACGUCAUAUGACGAGUUUGGAAGUGGCGCGAAUGUUCCCGAUAACGCCACAAGAACAAACAGACAUGUACCACAGAAUUUACCUUCAGAAGCUCCAGGAGGACAUACAGCAGACAAGGCUCUGAGACUAGCAAGAGAAUACGGCAUCAAUACAUCUAAACCAAAGUACCAGCAAUACGCUGUAAAGGCCACACGCCUCAAUACUUUCGAAAACUGGCCUGCUUUUUUCACUCAGAAGCCAGAAGAAUUGGCAGAUGCUGGGUUCUUUUACUCGGGAAAGAGUGAUGCUGUCUUCUGCUUCUUCUGUGGUCUGGGUUUACAGGAAUGGGAGGAAGGGGACACGCCGUGGGGAGAGCAUGCGCGGUGGUCUCCUGAAUGUGUCUUUGUAAUCAAUGUCAAAGGUCAUGACUUUAUCGAAUUAGAGAAGCUGCGGAACACGAACCCAGAUGAGUAUCUUGCAAGAAGGGAGUUGUACUCCAAAGACGAUCAAUCUCAAGGAAAGUCAAAAAUUGAUACUAUGAAUAGUCCAGCGAUCCAGAGCUUGCUACAGAACGGGUACGAUGAAUCAGUAGUCAAACAAGCAGUUACGUUUUUUCAGAAGCAGAACAGAGAGAAAUCAUUUUCAGCGAAGGAACUUUUAGAAAUAAUAUUUGAUAUUGAAGACAACAAUAUUGUUUGUGAAGAAUUAGAGAAGAAAGACGACCCAGUUGUUCAAACAGACAACCUUGUGAUAAAAGAAAAUGAAGAACUCCGGAAGUCGACAUACUGUCGGAAGUGUUCGACUGGUUUUGCUUCGGUCGUCUUUCUUCCUUGUGGACAUUUGUGUACAUGCACUGACUGUGCACCAUCUAUUAAGCAUUGCUUGUUGUGUGAUCAGUUCAUUAAGGGCACAGUUCGCACUUAUCUGGCUUAGUAUAAUUAUGAAACAUUUGCUUGACAUUUUUUAUUUUGAUAAAGAAAUGGAGAACCUUCUGAAACAGGCGUUUACAUACUGUUCACUUUAAAAUUCUUAUGUUUCUUUUAAAAAAAAAACUAAUUUGCAAAUAAUUAUACGGGGAAAUGUAAUGUAAAUGACUAUGAUACUGUAUUGCACUUAGUGUUGAUGGUCUUUUACGAGGGGUGAUCAAAAAGUUCGCGAACUAUCUCUAUAUCUACAAAACCACAAUUAAUUCAGAUUAGAAUAAAAUUUGGUACACACAUAGCAAGAUAUAUAAAUAACGUAUGCUGUAUAAAGUUGCUCCUUGUUUCUUUUAUGGAAGUAAUUCAAUUAGUUCGCUAAGUUUUUGAUCAUCCCUUGUAUACAUUGUACUACAGAUAGUGUUUACAGACGGUCAUACAUAUACAUUUGUAUAAGAUGGAGUUUUAUUGAUGAACAAGGCAAUGCAUUAUAGACAAAAGGUCAACAUAUACUGCAAUUCCGAUUUAUUUCAGGUAGCAGUAUCUAAUCACUCUCAAAUAGCAUGAUAUGUACUAGUAUUUUGUUUUAACUCCUUACAGCAGAUUUAUAUCUAACUUAAACAAAAUACUCACAAAUUGUCCAAAUUUGUCUACUCCAUAAUUAUUAUAUUCAGAUCCACAUUUACGAAUAUUAAUUUCUGAAGAAAACAGGGAAAAGAGAAAUCCCUUUUAAAUGAUUAUGUCAUUUGUAUUGAUCUUAUUCAUUAGAACUUGUAUAAGUUAUAAU
Saccostrea cuccullata (small rock oyster) is the source of this 2130-nucleotide messenger RNA. Its product is annotated as baculoviral IAP repeat-containing protein 3-like. The record is from RefSeq and is a predicted model, not a curated record. Bases 352 to 1359 code for a protein of 335 amino acids. The transcript is spliced from 7 exons. Gene Ontology annotation, molecular function: cysteine-type endopeptidase inhibitor activity involved in apoptotic process; ubiquitin protein ligase activity. NCBI's taxonomy places the organism in Eukaryota, Metazoa, Mollusca, Bivalvia, Ostreida, Ostreidae. Gene Ontology annotation, biological process: negative regulation of apoptotic process; regulation of cell cycle; positive regulation of protein ubiquitination. Gene Ontology annotation, cellular component: cytoplasm; nucleus.